AUGGGGCACAGUGGGGGACAGUCUCAGCUACUGGUGCCCCUGUUGGUGCUGCUAACCUGUCUCCAGCCCGGGAAGGGCCUGGAGCGAAUCAGCUAUGUACCCCAGCUCUCAAGAACCAGCCUGGCAGGGAAACUCACCCAGUCCACCUUCACGCUGGAGCAGCCACGGGGCCAGUUCAGGCACCUCAGCAUCUCAGACUUUGACCCCAUCUGGCUGGUGGUGGCCGACAGCAAGGCCACCCAGAACUUCACCCCUCCUCAGAGAGAGGAGGACAUCCCAGCCCAGGCUGACCUCGCCCGGAGGGGCUACUACCUCACACUGAGGGCCAACAGGGCACUCUACCCAGGGGACCCCGCCAGCAACCAGCUCCAGGUGCUCCGAGUUGGUAACGAUACCCACUGCUCCCCAGAGACAAGGGGCUGCAACCACCCACUGCCCAGUCCAGGGCCCUACCGAGUCAAGUUCCUGGUGAUGAGUGACAGGGGGCCUGUGGCUGAGACAGAGUGGUCCAGUGAGACCCACCUACAGCAAGCGGAGGCACUCCAGGCUGCCCCAGGGCCCCAGAGCCCUGGCACUGUGCUCAUCAUUGUCAUCUUGUCCAUCCUGCUCGCUGUCCUCCUUGCUGUCCUCAUCUACACCGGCUUUACCGCCCGCAGGAGUGCUCCCAUCUCUGGCCCAGGGGAUGCGGUAUGUUUGAGAAGAUAUAACAACCACCAUAUGUGCAUCCCUCCAGCUGUGGGGAGCUCCUGA
Molecule: messenger RNA, 750 nt
Organism: Talpa occidentalis (Iberian mole)
Lineage: Eukaryota; Metazoa; Chordata; Mammalia; Eulipotyphla; Talpidae
Product: uroplakin-3b-like protein 1
Exons: 6
Coding region: 1-750 (249 amino acids)
Source: RefSeq, a predicted model, not a curated record